AUUCGAUUUUGGUUGUCGACUGAUUAAAAGGAUCGAUUGUAUGCAAAUAGAGUUGUGGAAGCUACAAACGGCGCAAGCAAAUUACAUCCAUAAUGAACUCUUUUCGGAAUUUUUAAUUAAUUAAACACCUAGCGCCUGCCAUAGUGAAAGUGAAUUGUCACAGUUGUAUUCCGUGGUUCAAUAUCAAAGCAGUGACAUUGUGUCGAUUUUUUUCUGAUAGUAUAACUGGAAUUUAUCCUCGACUUUUACUUUCACGUUUAAGUCUAUAAUAUUGUGAACUUCUAUUGAAGAAGUGACAGAAGGACUUGAAAAUGGAUUUCUAUGAAGCUCGGGACAACUCUUUUGACAAUAUUUUACCAGAAUUGGAUGGAAAGUCGAACAUAGAAGAUUUCUUUGACGGAUGUAAUGUUCUUGUAACCGGAGUCACUGGCUUCAUUGGGAACCUAGUCGUAGAGAAGCUAUUAAGAUGCUGCCCAGGGAUUAAUAAGUUAUACUUUUUUAUUCGGCUGAAGAAGAAUUUAUCGGAGAAAGAGAGAGCUUUAGAAGUGAUAAACGAAUUGGUUUUUGAUCAUGUGAGAAAGCAAAAUCCAAAUUUCAUGGAUAAAAUCGUGGUGGUAGCUAGUGACUGCAGUUUGCCAAAUUUGGGCCUUGGAGAGAAGGAGAGGAAAAUGGUUUUGGAUACAAAUAUAGUUUUCCAUAUAGCAGCCACAUUGAGAUUUGAUGAUCAUUACAGACAUUCUUUCCAAACCAAUGUACAGGCUACCAAAGAUCUACUGGAAAUCGCAAAGGAUAUGAAACAUUUGAAGGCAUUCACAUACGUUUCAACAGCCUAUGCGCAUGUGGAGGAGAAUGUCCUGAAGGAGGAGUUCAUAAAAUCCAAGUUUUCCUUUGAAGAGAUGAAAAUCCUGAUGGAAAAAUUCACAGAUGAACAGAUCACUGCUUUGAUGCCAAAACUGACCGGAGUUGGUACAACCUAUAGUGUAAUGAAGUCGAUUGCAGAGAAUGUGGUACAGGAAUAUCACCGUCAACUUCCCAUUGGCAUAGUUAGGCCAUCCAUCGUAAUAAGCACAGGAGCGGAGCCAAUCGACAACUGGCUCAAAGGCCUAAACGGACCAACCGCCAUGUUUCUGGGUGUUCUACUGGGAAUUAUGAGGGCUAUAUGUAUAGGCAAAGAAAAGAAAACUGAUCUUAUUCCUGCAGAUAAGGUGGCUUCAGCUAUUGUAGCCGCUACAUGGGAUCUGCCACGUCACAAACCUUCAAGUUCCCAGAUGCCAGUCUACAACAUAGUAUCCUGCAACAAAAGUCCAAUCACAUGGGAAUAUAUGUCGUCAUUCUAUGAGCAAACAGACCUGAAUCACCCUAACCUGGCCUCCGAACGCCACUUGUGGGAACCCUUCGGAAUACUCACAGAAAACCGCCUACUCUACAACGUACUCAAUCUAUUUCUACACAUUAUUCCAGGCAUAAUCAUGGAUGCUAUGCUGAAAUUCAAGGGCCAAAAACCAUUGUUGAUGAAACUCUACCGUAAAGCCUAUUAUCUGAUGGACGUGAUGUCAAUCUACAACAGCAAAGUAUGGGAGUUUGAUGACGAUAACCUCUACGCCAUUUGGAACAAAAUGACUGACAAAGACAGACAGAAAUUCAACUUCUCUCUUGUAGACUUUGACUGGAGUGUUUAUUACUAUAACUAUGCCAGAGGUCUCAAGGUUUAUUUGCUCAAAGAAUCGACUGAUAUGGAUUCCAUGAAUAAAUGCUAUAAGAGACGGAAAACACUAAAAGUCGUCCAUUAUGCCACUUGCACGCUGCUAAUUCUGUUUGGAGUCUGGUUGAUGAAAUUUAUAGCUGCAACUCUAUUAAAUUGUUAUCGCUAACAAUAAUAUUUUAUUAUUAAUAAAAUAUUAUUGUUUUAUUAAUUAUUGAUGAUCAAUAACGAAAUUAUUGUUUGUCGUGAGAUAGCACAUGUUGAUUGAAUAUUGUUAUAAAAGUAUUUUUCUAAGAUGAUUAUUUUUUUUUGAAUCCUUCAAACCUGCUCCUUCUUGAUAAUCAGAAAAACCUGCUUCUUCAAAAAGCUCUUUUUAAUAUUAACUCUAUCCUCCUCCUCCCCUUCGUCCUACUUCUCAACCUUUUUC
Nilaparvata lugens (brown planthopper) is the source of this 2129-nucleotide messenger RNA. RefSeq names its product fatty acyl-CoA reductase wat. Gene Ontology annotation, molecular function: alcohol-forming very long-chain fatty acyl-CoA reductase (NADP+) activity. Gene Ontology annotation, biological process: long-chain fatty-acyl-CoA metabolic process. Gene Ontology annotation, cellular component: peroxisome. NCBI's taxonomy places the organism in Eukaryota, Metazoa, Arthropoda, Insecta, Hemiptera, Delphacidae. The transcript is spliced from 10 exons. The record is from RefSeq and is a predicted model, not a curated record. Bases 312 to 1871 code for a protein of 519 amino acids.